Marmota monax (woodchuck) is the source of this 2848-nucleotide messenger RNA. It is a transcript of the gene Ptpn7, whose product is annotated as protein tyrosine phosphatase non-receptor type 7. Gene Ontology annotation, molecular function: protein tyrosine phosphatase activity. The transcript is spliced from 10 exons. Lineage: Eukaryota; Metazoa; Chordata; Mammalia; Rodentia; Sciuridae. The record is from RefSeq and is a predicted model, not a curated record. The coding region runs from base 183 to 1268 and encodes 361 amino acids. Gene Ontology annotation, biological process: protein dephosphorylation.
UGGGUGGAAGCGAGGAGGGGCCGAGGGAGGAAACUGGCUUCCUGAAUCCUUCUCAGUCCUCAAAGACAGACCGACAGACAGAUAGACAGCUGGCAAGAGGCAGCCUGGGGAACACAGCUGCUUCAGCAGACGUCAUGGCCAUGGCCGAGUGAGCCUCCCUUGGGCCAGUGCCCCACCCCAGCAUGGUCCAGGCCCGUGGGGGGCGCUCCAGAGCACUGCGGCCGACCUCAUCUUUAGGGGCAGCCAAGAUGACCCAACCUCCACCUGCCAAAGCACCAGCCAAGAAGCAUGUGCGGCUACAGGAGAGGCGGGGCUCCAAUGUGGCUCUGAUGCUGGAUGUGCGCUCCCUGGGCACCGUGGAGCCCAUCUGCUCCGUGAACACACCCCGGGAGGUCACCCUACACUUUCUGCGCACAGCUGGACACCCCCUGACCUGCUGGGCCCUGCAGCACCAGCCACCCAGCCCCAAGCAACUGGAGGAGGAAUUCUUGAAGAUCCCCUCAAACUUCGUCAACCCUGAAGACCUGGAUAUCCCUGGUCAUGCCUCCAAGGACCGGUACAAGACCAUCUUGCCAAAUCCUCAGAGCCGUGUCUGUCUCUGUCGGGUGCAGAGCCAGGAGGAUGGAGAUUACAUCAAUGCCAACUACAUCCGAGGCUACGAUGGGCAGGAGAAGGUCUAUAUCGCGACCCAGGGUCCCAUGCCCAACACCGUGUCAGACUUCUGGGAGAUGGUGUGGCAAGAAGAAGUGUGCCUUAUUGUCAUGCUCACUCAGCUCCGAGAGGGCAAGGAGAAAUGUGUCCACUACUGGCCCACAAAAGAGGAAACCUAUGGACCCUUCCAGAUACGCAUCCAGGAUACCAAAGAAUGCCCAGAAUACACUGUGCGGCAGCUCACCAUCCAGCACCAGGAGGAACGCCGGUCAGUUAAACACAUCCUCUUCUCAGCCUGGCCUGACCACCAGACGCCGGAAUCAGCCGGGCCCCUGCUGCGCCUGGUGGCUGAGGUGGAGGACAGCCCAGAGACAGCUGCCAACACUGGGCCCAUCGUGGUCCACUGCAGUGCAGGGAUUGGCCGGACAGGCUGCUUCAUAGCCACCCGAAUUGGCUGCCAACAGCUGAAGGCCCGAGGGGAAGUGGACAUUCUGGGCAUUGUGUGCCAACUGCGGCUAGACAGAGGAGGAAUGAUCCAGACUGCGGAGCAAUACCAGUUCCUGCACCACACUUUGGCCCUAUAUGCAGCCCAGCUGCCCCAGGAACCCAGCCCCUGACCCCUGCCACCCUCCACCAGCCCAGGUGCCAACCGCCCUUCAGGCCUGGGUUUGGGGAAGUGGGCUGUGGGAUCUGGGGUACCCCCUGCAUGACAGUGGGAAGGGAUGCCCCAUUAGUGAGCACUUAGGGUUCCAGGAAGCUGAAUCAGCAAGAAUGAGAGGCCAGGCUUCAGGUGUCCCCACUGGCCACUCCUCUGCCUCCCCUAGUGGCCCCAGAUGGGUAAUAGAGGAGCCUUCAAAUCUCUGACCUUAAAGAUAGGAGCUGGCACAGACUGAGACACAAGCCCAGGUGUGUUGUUCUUCCCGAAAAUGCUCUUUGUGAGCAUUCAAUCUUCUCAUUUAUGUCAUGGACAUAAAGUGCUCUGCUGUCAUAAGGGAAGCAAUCAGAGAAGUUCCCAGCUGCUGUUCCAGUGGUCUCUCCUUUUCCUGGGGCUGGCAAGAGGGUGAUUCCAAGAUAAUCCUCCACCCAGGCCCUGCCUAAGCACUGGCAAGAUGAAGAGCUGGGAAAAGUCUGGUUCUGACCUCAGUCAGAUUCUCAGCAUCCUGGCAGGCUCCCUGCUCCACCCUAUGCAUCAGUGAGUGCUGGAUGACCCACUCGAAGGUGAACAAAGACCCAGGUGAUUCCUGUUUCCAUGCAUGUAUCCUGAGAGGAGGCUACAGCGAUGAUCAGGCAUGUCAGUUGAAACCUCUUAAAGAGAGAAUAUGUGGGGACAAAUCAGAGGCCAAGAAGGCUGCCCCUGCCUACAUAACUGCCUGCCACUUACCCAUCUACUUUCUGUGGAGCCCCAACACUCUCUGCUUUGCUCUAUGACCUCAGAAGAUACCCUGGGUGCCCAGGAAGCACCAAAGAAAGAGGAGAGAGGAGGAGACAAAGAACUUCAUCUGAUUCAAAAACCCCCACCCCCACCAUAUCCUCCAUGCCCUGCAUUUGCAGAGUACAUCUGGAGAGCUUGGCUGUUUCCAGAACAUUCUGAGUUCCAACCACCCCGUAUAGACAGACGGGCUCACACUGAAUUGCAACCCCUCAUAUCUACCCCAGAGAACUAAUCACCAUUCAUCUCAACACGAUUUCCAGGGCAACCCAGAUUUAUCUCAGGGCUCAACUACAAAAUCUCAGGAAGGUACCCAAACCCUGAGUCUUUCUUGACUCUGAGGAUGAUGGUAGUAAAACACCAUUCUCCGUGAAAACCCCAAGGAGCUGGUCCCAGAAAGCAGCUGGGCUCCCCUCUCAUGAUGUCUCUUUUAAAGGACAUGUAGUGCUGCUGUUGAGGUUCAUUUUCUUCAUGCUUCUGCUUGGCCUUAUGGAGAAGUCCCUUCAUUCUUCAUAGGCCUGGAGUGGGCUCACCUAUACCUCCACCUUCCAGAGCCCUGUGAGAGGCACCACCAUCUGUGCCACCCAAGCGAGGUGGAGGGCUCUCAAGUGCCUGAUCCUGCCCUGAGCUCAGACCCAGUCUGGAGGAAAGCAAUGGCAUAGCACCCAAGGGCACCCUUCUGCACUGUGAGUAACCUUGCUCCAGAUCUCAGAGGGUACCAGCUCUGGAGAAGUAACCAAGUGGAAAAAAUAAAGACUUGUUGGAUGA